This is a messenger RNA of Pseudopipra pipra, 1757 nucleotides long. RefSeq names its product serine/threonine/tyrosine interacting like 1 (gene STYXL1). The transcript is spliced from 10 exons. Gene Ontology annotation, biological process: protein dephosphorylation; negative regulation of cytoplasmic stress granule assembly; positive regulation of intrinsic apoptotic signaling pathway. NCBI's taxonomy places the organism in Eukaryota, Metazoa, Chordata, Aves, Passeriformes, Pipridae. Gene Ontology annotation, molecular function: protein tyrosine/serine/threonine phosphatase activity; protein phosphatase inhibitor activity; protein phosphatase binding. Gene Ontology annotation, cellular component: mitochondrion. The record is from RefSeq and is a predicted model, not a curated record. The coding region runs from base 112 to 1059 and encodes 315 amino acids.
CGAGAUCUGGGCAGAGGUAACCGUGGAGACGGGCGGGCGUCGCUCCCCGGGCCCGGCGCAGGGACAGGGCGGGAUCGGGGUGUCGCGAUAGUCGGCGACAGCCCGCCGGGGAUGGCAGGGGUGGCGCUCUGUGAGCCCCGACACCUCUACAACAUCAUCAACCAGUGCCGGCGGUUCCCGCGGCUGGCGGAGCCCAACUACCUGUGCCUGCUGGAUGCCCGUACUCAGCGUGAAUUCGACGAGAGCCACAUUGUUACAGCCCGCAGGAUUGAACGGAGUCCUAGAGGGGAGUAUCUGAUCCCGAGUGCAGAGGAGUUGGGCUAUGUCAGACACUGUGUGGUGUAUGACUACAACACCAGCGUUUUGAGCUGCUGUGACUAUGAUGAAGAGGAGAAAGAAACAGGGAGCAGUGCUGCUUCAGGGACCGGAAACAGUGGCUUGAGUCCCGUGCAUUCCCAGAAUACUCAGGAAGGAGCUGCAUUCCUCCACGCCAGAAACUUUCAGGAGUUCACCCGCCACCACGUGCUCGUCCUGAAGGGAGGGUACAGGCAUUUUUCAGCUUGUUUUCCUUUUCUGGGGACUCAGAAGACACUGUGGAUGCCUCAGGAACUAGACAACUUCCAGCCAUACCCUGUAGAAAUACUGCCUUUAAAGUUAUAUAUGGGCAAUUUCAAGCAGGCCUGUGACCAAAAAAUUCAGAAAGAUCUGAGGAUCAAAGCACUAGUCAAUGUCUCUGAACAGCCUGGAACACUGUUUGCAGAAGAUGGUGAAUCCCUCCAUAUAUCUGUUCCAGAUUCACUCGAAGCAGAUCUUUUUUCUUUCUUUCCCAUCAUUUCUCAUUUCAUAGAUGCUCAGAUGGAUGUUGGAGCAGUGCUGGUGUUCUCCAGCCUGGGGAUAAGCCGGAGCAGCACAGCCAUCAUUGCCUAUCUCAUGCAUUCCUGCCGGCUUUCCCUGAAGGGCUAUAAAACUAAAGCUGUGGUUAAGAGAACAUGGUAUUUCUCUCCUGGAUCUGAGAAAGAGAGUGGAAGCUACUCCAGGGAGCUUGGGAUUACCUCCUGAAGUGCAAACCGAGCAUGAGACCCCACCGGGGUUUUGUGGAACAGCUCUCGGCCUGGGAGAGCCAAAUGUACGGGACCAACAUCACAGACAUCUCUGAGCCAAACUACUGACAGGGGAAAGGCACUCCCUUCCACACCACCAAGAAAAUGACUUGAACGCUGUUUGAGAAAGACCUCAGUGGAAAAGCUUUCCUCCUUAGCUCCAUGUUACUUUGGGUCAACUUCUGGAGCCUCCUGGAGAACUCACCUGUGCUGUAGAAGGUGUGGCAGUUUGGGGAAUGCAAGUGCUGCAGGAUGAGACCCAUUACAGGCUGUUUGUCUCUUUAGUAAGCAAAGGAGACUAUAACCAUAGUAGGGUUAUCUCUGGAAAGGUUCCUUAUCCAUAGCCUGGAAUGACAAAUUUAGAGUCUGACUGUGGCCACUUCCAGCCUGGAGAGGUGACAACAGAAUUUCUGUGAUUCAGAAGUCCCUGCAGCCUGCGAGUGCCUUCUUAGCUACCCACAGACUCACUGGUUGAAUUGUUCAGACCAUCCUUCCCACUUGCCACCUUCUAAUCCAACAACCAAACCUCUUGGCACAGCUGGUAGUUUUGAAGCCUCAAUCCUGCUACACGAAACCUAAACUCAGCGUCGCCCUCUCUCUUACCUCACUGUGAAUUCUGCUCAUUGACAUCCCAAAAUAAAAACAUUCCAGAAAACA